GAAGCUUUGAGCACAUUCGUUGAAGGGUUUUUAAAAGCAGCGCAUAAGAAAAGCUUGGCUCGCAGUGAAGAUUUUCCUCAAAAUAAAGUGACAAAAACCCAUUUUCCACGAUGCAGGCACACAGCAAGAAACGCGUUUGCUACUACUACGAUAGUGAUAUUGGAAACUACUACUAUGGCCAGGGGCAUCCGAUGAAGCCACAUCGUAUAAGGAUGACGCACAACCUCCUCCUGAAUUAUGGAUUGUACAGGAAAAUGGAGAUUUAUAGACCACAUAAAGCCACAGCUGAUGAAAUGACAAAAUUCCACUCAGAUGACUACAUUCGCUUCCUCCGUUCCAUACGCCCGGAUAACAUGUCUGAGUACAAUAAGCAAAUGCAGCGCUUCAACGUUGGUGAGGAUUGUCCCGUCUUCGAUGGUCUCUAUGAGUUUUGUCAACUCUCAGCAGGUGGUUCCGUCGCAGCGGCUGUGAAGCUGAAUAAGCAGGCGUCGGAGAUUUGUAUCAAUUGGGGCGGUGGUUUGCAUCAUGCCAAGAAAUCCGAAGCAUCGGGCUUUUGCUACGUCAACGACAUUGUCCUGGGGAUCUUGGAGUUGCUCAAAUAUCACCAACGAGUGCUCUACAUUGACAUCGAUGUGCACCAUGGGGACGGCGUGGAGGAGGCUUUCUACACAACAGAUCGCGUCAUGACGGUGAGCUUCCACAAGUACGGCGAAUACUUCCCCGGAACAGGUGAUCUCCGUGAUAUUGGGGCAGGAAAGGGCAAAUACUACGCCGUGAAUAUCCCACUGCGUGAUGGGAUGGACGAUGAGUCGUAUGAUUCGAUCUUUGUGCCCAUAAUAUCCAAAGUCAUGGAAACCUUCCAACCGUCUGCUGUUGUACUCCAAUGUGGAGCUGAUUCACUCACGGGUGAUCGUCUGGGGUGCUUCAAUUUAACCGUCAAAGGGCACGGGAAGUGCGUGGAGUUCGUCAAGAACUACAAUCUACCCUUCCUGAUGGUCGGCGGUGGGGGCUACACCAUUCGCAAUGUCUCCCGAUGCUGGACGUAUGAGACUUCCGUGGCGCUGGGCAUUGAGAUUGCCAAUGAGUUGCCCUACAAUGACUACUUUGAGUAUUUCGGUCCGGACUUUAAGCUUCACAUUAGUCCGAGUAAUAUGACAAAUCAAAAUACGAGUGAAUACCUCGAGAAGAUAAAGAAUCGUCUCUUUGAGAACCUCCGGAUGUUGCCACAUUCCCCAGGGGUUCAGGUACAAGCAAUCCCCGAGGAUAGUGUGAAAGAUGAGUCAGAUGAUGAAGAUAAAGUGGACAAGGAUGUGCGUGUGACGCAGAGCGAUAAAGAUAAGAAAAUCAAUCCGGACAAUGAAUUUUCCGACUCAGACACCGAAGGACCAGCUGGGGAUGGUGGUCGUCGUGACAAUAGAUCCUACAAGGGGAAUCCACGAAAGAAACAACGAACAGAAAAGUCUCAGGAUGGCCCAAAAACGGCCGAAACUGUGGAAGUGAAGGAUGAGAAGAAGCCUGCUGAAACACCUGCUGCAGCAGAACCAAAUCCACCUGCUGAAGUUAAGGCUGAUGCCAUUUAAGCAUCCUCUCUUUCUCUCUCUCGAUCUUUGCGAUCUCUUCACAUCUCCCGCGCAAGCAUAGAAAUUUUACAAAGCAUAAGGUAAGAUCCAAUUUUAAGCCCAACUCAUGGAUAUGCAUCUCAUAACUUUCAACAUAAAUUCUUCCCUUCUAUGGCUUUAAAUGUCAUUGUUUUUAUUUUAUUUUAUUUUUUUUAAUAAUAAACUGCAUUUUUAUUUAAAUUCCUUUCAAUAAAAGCAAUAGAGAUGUUCAAAAAUUUAUACAGAAGAUAAAAGAAAAAAAAGGUUUAAUUAAAGGCUAAUUUUAAGUUAAAGAAAAAAAAGUAAUCUGAUUCUCAUUAAGAAUUAGGUGAAGUAAAUAAUAUUUAAAUUAAAGAAAAAAAUAGAGAAUAUAUUUUUACCAAUGAUUCUAUUGUGAAUUAUAAACUGAAAAUAAUAAAAUUUCAAUUUUGUCUUGAA
Lutzomyia longipalpis is the source of this 2036-nucleotide messenger RNA. RefSeq names its product histone deacetylase HDAC1 (gene HDAC1). The transcript has 3 exons. Gene Ontology annotation, molecular function: histone deacetylase activity. NCBI's taxonomy places the organism in Eukaryota, Metazoa, Arthropoda, Insecta, Diptera, Psychodidae. The coding region runs from base 111 to 1580 and encodes 489 amino acids. The record is from RefSeq and is a predicted model, not a curated record.